Molecule: messenger RNA, 1967 nt
Organism: Cuscuta europaea
Lineage: Eukaryota; Viridiplantae; Streptophyta; Magnoliopsida; Solanales; Convolvulaceae
Source: the annotation of a GenBank genome assembly
UCACUGAAUUCAGACUAUCUGAGAAGAUCAUCUUCAUUUCCCUCAGCACUCUCCAGUCUCCAUAUAGGAAAAGAAUGAUGGACAACUAUACUGUCCUUUUGUGUAGUAUUAUGCUCUCCCUCUCUCUGUUUAUAUGCUUACUAAGAAAAACUGCAGACUCAAAGAAGAAAGCUAAGCUUCCUCCAGGUUCAAUGGGGUGGCCUUACAUUGGACAAACCCUGCAACUUUACUCUCAAGACCCAAACUUUUUCUUCUCUCAUAGAGAAAAAAGGUUCUCCCACAAAUACUCCGUCCGUCCGUCCUACUGAACUUUGUCAACUUUUCUUUUUUGUUUGUCCCAAAAAACUUUCACUUUCCUUUUAAUGCAAUGGAUUCAUGAUUCUGUUCAUUUCUCUCUCCUCUACAUAAAUCUCAACCACACAGUUUUUAUUAUUCUAAUUUCUCAGCCAACAUCAACUUGACAAAGUUGAGUGGAACGGAGGCAUGGGAAGAUCUUCAAGACUCAUAUACUGGGGUACCCUUGUGUCAUGCUGGCCAGCCCGGAGGCUGCCCGGUUCGUGCUAGUGACCGCAUCGAACUUGUUCAAGCCCACAUAUCCAAAGAGCAAGGAGAAUUUGAUAGGGCCUUGGGCAUUGUUUUUCCACCAGGGGAACUACCAUACUCGUAUCAGGAAGGUGGUUCAAAGUGCCCUUAAACCAGAGUCCAUUCGCAACUUUGUUGCUGAUAUUGAGGCAACAACAAUCUCUACAUUGGACUCGUGGGCGGGCGGGCAUGUUGUCAACACGUUCAAGGAGAUGAAGAAGUUUUCUUUCGAGAUAGGCGUUCUUGUUAUAUUUGGACAUCUUGAGGAUCACCACAAAGAAGAACUCAAGAAAAACUACAGCAUAGUUAACGAAGGGUACAACUCUUUCCCAACAAAUUUACCAACAAGUCUUUACGGAAAAGCACUCAAGGCAAGGAAGAGACUGAGCAAAAUAUUAAGUGAAAUCAUUAAUGAGAGGAAGGAGAAGGAGGUAGAGGAGAAGGGGCUUUUGAGUUGUUUCAUGAAUUAUACAAAUGAUAAGGGAGGAAUCAUUCUCAAUGAUGAUCAAAUCGCGGACAACGUCAUAGGAGUUCUUUUCGCUGCACAGGACACAACAGCUAGUGUCUUGACAUGGAUUCUCAAGUACUUACAUGAUAACCCCAAACUUCUCGAGUUCAUUAAGGCUGAACAUAAAGCAAUCCAAAUGUCUAAAACUGAAGUGAAUUGCCAACUCACAUGGACAGACACAAGAAACAUGCCCUUGACUAACAAGGUUAUCUCGGAGACCUUAAGGAUGUCAAGCAUUAUAUCUUUCACAUUCAGAGAAGCAAUUGAUGAUGUAGAGUACAAAGGGUACCUAAUUCCAAAAGGGUGGAAAGUCUUGCCCUUGUUCAGGAACAUUCAUCAUAACAUGGAGUACUUUACUGAUCCCCAAAUCUUUGACCCUUCAAGAUUUGAGAAUUGCAGGAAACCCAAUACGUUUAUGCCAUUUGGCAGCGGGAUACACGCCUGCCCGGGAAACGAGCUUGCCAAGCUGGAGAUGCUAGUGAUGACACAUCACCUAGUAACCAAGUUCAGGUGGGAAGUGGUAGGUUCUCAAGAGGGGAUUCAGUAUGCCCCAUUCCCAGUUCCUCUCAAUGGCCUCCCAACAAGAUUUUGGCAUGAAUCUGUUAUCUAAAGCCCAUCAUCAUCAUCAUGGAAUCAUCUGUUUUCUUCUGAUCACAUCACAAUUAAGGAUAAAAAUGUACAUUUUCUAGCAGUGAUGUGUGCUCAAGUGUUUUUAUUUAUUUGUUUAUUAUAUAUGUGAUGAAUAUCAAUUCUCCUGUCCCAACAUUGCCUGCCUUUACAGCUAGCAACUUUCAUCAUCUGCACUUGAAGAAGUGGAAAAUGUACAAAUUGAUUGAAAGAAAAUAAAAUGUGCACUCCUUUGUCUUGCCUUUUUCUG